CUCUCUCUCUCUCUCUCUCUCUCUCUGCCCCCCUUCUCUCCCCCCUCCCUCCCUCUCCCCAGACUCUGUACACACACAUUGUGACCGACAUCAAGAAUAUUAACGCGAAGCACAAAAACAACAAACUGAACACAACUUUGCAGAACUUCAUGUACACCAUGCUGAGGGACUCGAACCCCAUCGCCGCCAAGAUUUCCCUAGACGUGAUGAUCGAUCUGUACAAGAGAAAUAUCUGGAACGACGCCAAAACUGUGAACGUCAUCACCACAGCCUGUUUCUCCAAAGUCACAAAGAUCCUGGUCGGUUCGUUGACGUUCUUCCUCGGGACAGAUGACGAGGACAAGAAGGACAGCGACUCCGAUUCAGAGGACGAAGGACCGACAGCCAGAGAUUUGAUGGUUCGCUAUUCAACAGGAAAGAAAACAUCCAAAAACAAGAAGAAGAUGGAAAAAGCCAUGAAAGUCCUGAAGAAACACAAGAAGAAGAAAAAAGCUGAGGUCUUUAAUUUCUCAGCCAUCCACCUCAUCCACGAUCCGCAGGAUUUUGCCGAGAAGCUCCUGAAGCAGCUGGAGGGUUCGAAAGAGCGCUUCGAGGUGAAGAUCAUGCUGAUGGAGCUCAUCUCCAGACUGGUGGGAAUUCAUGAGCUUUUCCUCUUCAACUUUUACCCGUUUGUCCAGCGAUUCCUCCAGCCUCAUCAAAGAGAAGUGACGAAGAUCCUCCUGUGUGCCGCUCAGGCGUCCCACCAGCUCGUCCCUCCUGAGAUCAUUGAGCCGGUGGUCACGACCAUCGCCAACAACUUUGUCACAGACAGGAACUCAGGCGAGGUGAUGACGGUCGGUAUUAACGCUAUCAAGGAAAUCGUAGCUCGUUGUCCUCUCUCCAUGUCUGAAGACCUGCUCCAGGAUCUCACCCAGUACAAAUCUCACAAAGACAAGAACGUGGUGAUGUCUUCCAAAGGACUGAUUCAUCUCUUCAGAGAUCUCAAUCCUAAGAUGCUGCACAGGAAAGACCGGGGCAAACCCACCGAGUCGUCCACCGAAGCCCGGAUCCAUGACUACGGUGAGCUGGAGGCUAAAGACCACAUACCUGGAGCUGAGGUUCUGGAGGUGGAGACUGAAAAGACUAAAGAAGGAGGAGAUGAUGAAGAUGGCUGGGAGAGUGUGAGCAUGAGUGAGGAAGAGGAUGAUGAUGGUGAAUGGGUGAAUGUGCACCACUCAUCUGAUGAAGAACAGGAAGAAGUGGCGGAGAAGCUGCAGAGCAUCCCUGCAGAAGAGCGGCAGGCUAAAGCGGCAGCGGUGAGCACCAGUCGUAUCCUGACGCAGGACGACUUCAAAAAGAUUCGCCUCGCUCAGAUGACCAAAGACAUGAACGCAGCACCAGGUAAAGGACAGAAGAGAAAGAACGAGGACGAGGAAACGGAGAGAGGCGAACUGCUCACACUGAGAGACAUCGAGCGUUUACACAAGAAACCCAAAUCUAACAAAGAGACCAGACUGGCCACAGCCAUGGCCGGCCGGACCGACAGAAAGGACUUUGUGAAGAAGAAGAACAAGCUGAACCCGUACGCUAGCACCAGCAACAAGGAGAAGAGGAAGAAGAAGAACUUCAUGAUGAUGAAGCAGAGCCGCGGCGUGCGGACCAAAGGCAAACGCUCCUUCAGAGAGAAACAGAUUGCUCUCAGAGACACACUUCUGAAGAAGAAGAAACACAAGUAACAUCCUCGGAAUCAGAAUCCUCUGUACAGAUCAUGGUCAUGUUUGAACUGUAAUAAAUCCAUUCUACAUUUAAA
This is a messenger RNA of Tachysurus fulvidraco (yellow catfish), 1789 nucleotides long. RefSeq names its product SDA1 domain containing 1 (gene sdad1). Gene Ontology annotation, cellular component: nucleolus. Bases 150 to 1715 code for a protein of 521 amino acids. Lineage: Eukaryota; Metazoa; Chordata; Actinopteri; Siluriformes; Bagridae. Gene Ontology annotation, biological process: ribosomal large subunit biogenesis; ribosomal large subunit export from nucleus. The record is from RefSeq and is a predicted model, not a curated record. The transcript is spliced from 18 exons.